AUGAUGAAGAGGAGCGGAGGGGGACCACGAACACGUCAGUACCAGCUGCACCACGAAGACGUGGAGGACCAGUUCACACACUUCCCAGUCAGCCCGGGACUGGGCUACCUAUUCAAAUCGGAGAGCGCUCUAAAUAAUGUCAAUGCCAAAAGCUCUCAGGCCAGCACACGGGUCCAUCCGAGUCAUCACCACAGGCUAACCUGGCCGGGGUCAGAGGACCCCGCUGUAGAGCAGCCUCCGCACCAAGGGGGCCUCGGACGCCUGGACCAGGGGGAGCCCUCCUCUACCCACCGCACAGAAGAGGGAAUUUCGCAAAGGCCACCACCGGACGUGAGCGGAGAGGGUGCCUACUUAACCCCACAGCACGGGACUGAGGAGGAAACCUGCAUUCACGGCAACAGCCUACGGAGACUGGGCAGGGCAAAACCCCUACUGCAGAAAAUCUUUCAAAGCAGUGAGGCUGUGGCCAUCUAUGGCGUCAUCGUGGCAACUGUGAUUAGCAACCUGGCUGAGCCUUUCAGUGCCACUGACCCCCAGGCCACUGCACAUCGAAACUACCAUGCAGGCUACUGCACGUUUGGGGCUGGCCUCACGGUGGGCCUGUCUAACCUCUUCUGUGGAGUCUGCGUGGGCAUCGUGGACAGUGGAGCUGCCCUGGCUGAUGCACAGAACCCCAGCCUCUUUGUAAAGAUUCUCAUCGUGGAGAUUGGCAGCGCCAGUGGCCUCUUUGGGGUCACUGUUGCAAUCCUGCAGACCUCCAGAGUGAAGACGGGUGGCCAGAUGAUCUGUAUGGUGGGGCCGUGUCCCACUGUUAUUUGUGGUUUUCCUGGGACAGCUGGCCUUGCAGGGGGCUUGGUGUUCAAGGGCCCUCCCUGCACUCACUCAUUUGUCAACUUGGAGGCGCUGCCUGGCUGGAGCCUCAGUGGGGGAAGCGGGUCACUGAUGACCAUGCGCAGCUGUGCACCUGUGUCCCAACUCCACCCCAACCCAUUUUCCCGGUGUUUGUGAAAUAAACGUGGUAUUUGUCUGGGUCAAAAAAAAAAAAAAAAAAAACACCUUUUAGAAUGAAUCACCACAGGGCACCUGGGUGGCUGUCAUUAAGCAUCUGACUUUGGCUCAGGUCAUGAUCAC
Molecule: messenger RNA, 1131 nt
Organism: Panthera uncia (snow leopard)
Lineage: Eukaryota; Metazoa; Chordata; Mammalia; Carnivora; Felidae
Biological process (GO): proton transmembrane transport
Cellular component (GO): proton-transporting two-sector ATPase complex, proton-transporting domain
Molecular function (GO): proton transmembrane transporter activity
Source: RefSeq, a predicted model, not a curated record